Rhinocladiella mackenziei CBS 650.93 is the source of this 1509-nucleotide messenger RNA. RefSeq lists its product as uncharacterized. Bases 1 to 1509 code for a protein of 502 amino acids. NCBI's taxonomy places the organism in Eukaryota, Fungi, Ascomycota, Eurotiomycetes, Chaetothyriales, Herpotrichiellaceae. The record is from RefSeq and is a predicted model, not a curated record. Gene Ontology annotation, biological process: intracellular iron ion homeostasis. The transcript has a single exon.
AUGGCUCCCAGUGCUAUAUCUGGGAAUCCUGGCCCCGGACACAGUCCUGAGCCCGCCCGUCCUGUUAAUGGCACCGAUGGUUGGAGCUCCAUGCCAUCGGGGAAUGGGAUCACCCCACUGCUCCGCUCUCCAGUGAAUUUGGGUUCCGCGGCACUCGAUGAAGUCCACGACCUGGUCGGUGUUGGCUUCGGACCAGCCUCUCUGGCCAUCGCCGUUGCCCUCAACGACUCGCUACAGGCCCAAGCGGACCUCGGACACGAAGUCGACCGUCCCAAAGUUCGUUUCCUUGAGCGACAAAGCACGUUCAAAUGGCAUGCAGGCAUGUUGCUGCCCGGGGCAAAGAUGCAGAUCUCCUUCAUCAAGGAUCUCGCGACUCUCCGAGAUCCGUGCAGCCAUUUCACCUUUUUGAAUUAUCUGAAAGAACACGACCGCCUUGUCCAGUUUUCGAAUCUUUGUACAUUCUUGCCGUCCCGACUGGAGUUCGACGACUAUCUCCAAUGGGCAGCGGCCCACUUUGACAACGUGGUGGAAUAUGGUCAGGAGGUCGAGUCGGUACGCCCGCGAAAAUUGGGCGGAACAGAGAAAUAUGAUUGUUUCGAGGUUGUCUCGCGCCAUCUGUCAACCGGCAGAGCAACCACGUUCCUGAGUCGGAAUGUUGUGAUUGCGGCAGGUGGGCGGCCCGCGAGGCCCUCUAUAUUCCCGGUUUAUCAUGACCGGAUUCUGCACUCAUCGGAAUACAACACGAGGAUCGAGAGUGUUCUGCCCGACAAGGAUAGGGCGUACAAUAUAGCCGUCAUUGGCGGGGGACAGAGUGGCGCAGAGGUGUUCAAUGACCUUCAUUCUCGAUAUCCAAACUCCACGACGACGAUGAUUUUUCGGGAUACGGCUCUUCGACCAAGCGAUGAUUCGCCGUUCGUCAACGAAAUUUUCAAUCCCGAAGCGGUGGAUACCUUCUUCGCGCAACCGGAGGAUUCCCGGUCUCGCAAUUUGACGAGGAACAAGGCCACCAAUUACAGCGUCGUGAGGCUCGAGUUGAUUGAAAAGAUAUAUGAGGAUCUGUAUCUUCAAGGAAUCAAACAACCAGAUAGGAGCCGAUGGCAACAUCGGAUCCUUCCGUCAAGAGAAGUCACGGAAGUUGUCGACAAUGGUCCAAAUAAAGGGCUGGGCUUGACUUUGACAAAGUUGGACCCCUUGAGCGACAAGGCCAAGGACAUAUUGCCUGUUGAUGCUAUUGUGCUAGCUACGGGAUAUCAACGCGAUGCUCACGUCGACAUGCUCAGAGAUUGUCAGAACAUCAACGCCAACCGAGAUGGGCGUUGGGAGCCCGGACGAGAUUAUGGAUUGAAGUUGGAUCCGGCCGCCGUCGAGGACGGCGUGGGAGUUUGGCUGCAGGGGUGCAAUGAAGGAACCCAUGGAUUGUCGGACUCCCUGCUUUCGAUCCUGUCCACUCGAAGCGGAGAGCUGGUGGACUCCGUCUUUGGCAGAGACUUCCGACUCAAUGGUCACUGA